AUACUCAUCCAGCUGACUUCCACUCUGAUGGAGAAGAUGAAAGCCCAGGACCUGCUGCUCAGCCUGCGGCUGCCAGAGGUGGGCGAACUGGGCCAGCUCCUGCGCUCACUCCCCACAUCCACGCUGGUGGGUCUGGGAGCACUCACUGCCAUACUGGCUUACUGGCUGGCCACACGUCCCCGCGCCAUCACGCCUCCCUGUGAUCUCCACCAUCAGUCAGAGGAGGUGCAGGAUGGUGCUCGUAGAUCGAUGUUAGGGGGCAGUCCCGAGCUGCUGACUCAUUACCAUGACGACGCGAGGACUUUGUAUGAGGUGUUCCAGAGAGGUCUGCACAUAACCGGUGACGGGCCGUGUUUAGGUUCCAGGCUGCCAAAUCAGCCCUAUGAGUGGCUGUCAUAUAAAGAGGUCGCAACCCGGGCAGAGAACCUGGGCUCAGGUUUACUGUACCAGGGCUGCCAGCCUACCCCUGACCAGUUCAUCGGAGUUUUUGCACAGAACAGACCAGAGUGGAUUAUCUCAGAGUUGGCUUGUUACACAUACUCUAUGGUGGUAGUGCCUCUGUAUGACACUCUGGGUCCUGAUGCUAUUCGCUACAUUAUUAACACCGCGGACAUCUCCACGGUGAUCUGCGAUAAGGCGGAGAAGGCCCAGGUCCUGCUGGAGAAUGUGGAGAAGAAGGAGACCCCGGGGCUGAAGAGGAUCAUCCUCAUGGACCCCUUUGACUCUCUGCUGGUGGAGAAGGGCCAGAUGUGUGGUGUGCAGGUGCAGGCGCUGAAAGAUGUGGAGGCUUUGGGGAAGGAUCACCAUAGAAACCCUGUGCCACCUCGUCCAGAUGACAUUUCAAUCGUGUGUUUCACCAGUGGGACCACAGGAAACCCAAAGGGCGUGAUGCUGACCCAUGGAAAUGUGGUGGCUGAUUUCUCUGGUUUCCUGAAAGUGACUGAUAAAGUCAUAUGUCCCAAUCAAGACGAUGUGCUCAUAUCAUACCUUCCCCUGGCUCACAUGUUUGAGAGACUCAUUGAGUGCGUGGUGUAUUGUCAUGGUGGGAGAAUCGGCUUUUUCCAGGGAGAUAUCCGGCUGCUCUCCGACGACAUGAAGGUUCUGAGACCCACCAUAUUUCCCGUGGUACCCCGUCUGCUAAAUCGGAUGUAUGACAAAAUCUUCACCCAGGCAAACACCCCCCUGAAGCGCUGGUUGCUGAACUUUGCGGCCAAGAGGAAAGGGGCAGAGGUCAGCAGCGGGGUCAUCCGGAGUGACAGCAUAUGGGACAAGAUCUUCUUCAGUAGGAUACAGGCCAGUUUAGGUGGACGCUUGCGCAUGAUCAUCACCGGAGCAGCUCCUGCAUCGCCAGCUGUACUGGGUUUCUUACGUGCUGCUCUCGGAUGUCAGGUCUAUGAAGCAUAUGGCCAAACAGAAUGUACGGCUGGCUGCACAUACACCACUCCUGGAGACUGGACCUCAGGCCAUGUAGGAGCACCACUGCCUUGUAAUCUAAUUAAACUUGUGGAUGUGGCUGAAAAAAACUACUUUGCCUCCAAAGGAGAGGGUGAGAUCUGUGUGAAGGGUCCGAACGUUUUUAAGGGUUACCUCAAAGACCCGGAGAGGACAGCCGAGACUCUGGAUCCGGAUGGUUGGCUGCACACAGGAGAUAUUGGGAAAUGGUUACCAAAUGGCACUUUGAAGAUCAUCGACAGGAAGAAGCAUAUCUUCAAGCUGGCGCAGGGAGAAUACAUCUCUCCAGAGAAGAUCGAGAACAUCUACAUUCGCAGUGAACCUGUCUCCCAGCUGUAUGUUCAUGGAGACAGUCUGCAGUCCUGCCUGGUGGGAAUUGUAGUUCCAGAUCCUGAAGUUCUCCCUUCCUGGGCCCAGAAAAAAGGCUUUGAAGGCUGCUACAAAGACCUGUGUAAAAAUAUGGAGCUAAAGAAAGCUAUCAUGGAGGACAUGGUGCGUCUUGGUAAAGCCAGUGGCCUGCACUCGUUUGAACAGGUCAAAGAUAUCUACAUUCAUGACGAAAUGUUCUCCAUACAAAAUGGCCUGCUGACUCCGACGUUAAAGUCCAAGAGGCCAGAGCUGAGGGAGUUCUUCAAGGAGGAGAUCGACCAAAUGUACAGCAACAUUUCCAUGUAACAUUCCCACACCACUGAGUAAACGCCGCUGAGUUCCAGGACCUUCAACAAUAUUAUCGUCCACUAACCACCUGUCUUCAACUCUCAUCUCAAAAUUAGUUGACUGAAAACACGCGAAAAAAUACAACCUGUGGAGAAGAAGAAGACGAAGCUCUGUCUGGACAAGUCUCUCUCUCUCUCUUUCUCUCUCUCUCUCUCUCUCUCUCUGUUCACUGAAUGAGAACUUCUCUUCUAAAAAACAAACCCACCCACCCCAGUGGGUCUUCAGUGUUCAGUGUGCCUUUGGAAAGCAGCAGAGCUAAAACCAAAAUUGACCCUGAACAAACUGCAGCAGCCCAGCCUCCAGCCACAGUCUCCUCAGAAUGACAAUAAGAAUCCAGCACAGUACUUUAGCUCUCCUACAGUUUCAAGGUCAUUUUUCCCAAGGGUUAAGAAGGAUUACAAAGCAAUGAUACUUAAAAACAAACAAAAAACCAGCAUGUUCAGAACAAGGGAAAUGCAUGCUCUGUAGCCAGGACAACCUGGGGCUGGUUUUUUUCUUGGGAAAAGUUCUCUUACACAAACACACACACACAUACACACACACACGCACACACACAGGUCAUAUUAUUUAUGUUCCCAAGGCUUUCUUAUGUAGUCCAGACUGAUCAGCCCUGACCAGUGACUACAGUGAACUUGCCACGAACUGAAAUUUUAAGUUAAUUUCAAUAAAUGGCUUCUUGAUUUCAUUCCAAAGUAUCACAGAGAUAGUGUACAUAAUACUAAGGACAAUUAGAUGUAAUCAUAUUUAGGCAAUGGAUUGAAUGAAUUUCCUUUGGGUUUUUUUGUUUGUUUGUUUUCUAUUAUUUUUUCUCUUUUUAGCGUGUAGUGAAGAAAAUUGUAGUCUUAUUUAAUCAGCUGUUCAAUGAUAUCAGCAUCAUAUCUUUGAAAUGAAUGAACACAGCAAUAGGGAUUGUGAAUGGGGAUGGAGGCAAUUGACAAUAAAAAAUACUCCUGAUAAA
Molecule: messenger RNA, 3127 nt
Organism: Chanos chanos (milkfish)
Lineage: Eukaryota; Metazoa; Chordata; Actinopteri; Gonorynchiformes; Chanidae
Gene: acsl6
Product: acyl-CoA synthetase long chain family member 6
Exons: 21
Coding region: 28-2127 (699 amino acids)
Biological process (GO): long-chain fatty acid metabolic process
Cellular component (GO): endoplasmic reticulum; membrane
Molecular function (GO): long-chain fatty acid-CoA ligase activity
Source: RefSeq, a predicted model, not a curated record